Messenger RNA from Opisthorchis viverrini, 1179 nucleotides. RefSeq lists its product as hypothetical. Gene Ontology annotation, biological process: L-selenocysteine biosynthetic process. The transcript has 5 exons. Gene Ontology annotation, molecular function: selenide, water dikinase activity; ATP binding. Lineage: Eukaryota; Metazoa; Platyhelminthes; Trematoda; Opisthorchiida; Opisthorchiidae. Gene Ontology annotation, cellular component: cytoplasm. The record is from RefSeq and is a predicted model, not a curated record. The coding region runs from base 1 to 1179 and encodes 392 amino acids.
AUGGCUCCCGAAGAAAUCCCUCUAAGAAACCUUAACACCCACUUCCCCGCGGCUCCCAAACACAUUUGUGCAUCCUCUCGCUGCCGUGACUGCGCAUUUGAAGCUGGAACUUUUAUCCGCGGUGGCCAAACUGUGCUUAGUCCAUGGCUUAUGGUUGGUGGAGUAGCUACUUCAGUUUGCUCUGAUGUGGAAUUCAUCAUGCCAAACCAGGCGCAAGAAGGAGACUUGUUAGUCCUCACAAAACCACUGGGAACGCAGGUUGCAGUGAAUAUCCGCCAAUGGAUGCUGGAUGGACAUAGUUUUUGGACCUCAAACUUGUGUAAUGCGAUAAGUAUGGAGCAAGUUCAGAGUCUGUUUCAUGCUGCCACCAUGUCUAUGGCCCGCUUAAACCGGACAGCUGCGCGUUUGAUGCACAAAUACGGCGCACAUGGAUGCACUGACGUAACCGGAUUCGGGCUGCUCGGGCACGCAGAUAACCUGGCUCGUUUCCAGACUAACCCAACGAUCGGCUUCAAACUGCACUCUUUGCCUGUUUUGGCACAUACUCUGGAGCUAUCUCGCUUGCUAAAUGAUCGGUUCAAACUGACUGUGGGAUUGUGCCCAGAAACUUCAGCCUUUAAUGUCCGUACUCUGUGUCAAAUUGGGCAACGGGCAUCCCUUGCUGAAACCUUACUUUCCCUCUCUAUCGAUGUAUCUUGUGUCUUUGAAACACGCAUACAAGACCGCACUUCGGUGGCGCUCCUCAAGCCGCUUAGGACGAGCCCAGAUGUUCCACAUUUCACUCUUCGGGCAUCCAGUGAUCCCGACGCAAUGGCUCAUGGUAUCUACGACGUGGGAAUUGCACUGAGGCCCAAGGCUGAAAGCGCCUUAGUGGACUGGAUUCCAGUAAACACUCACCUUUCUGUCGUGCGGCUGUCUGGCUCAAUUAAGAUCAAUGCAGGUCGAUGCGGUAGGCGAUGUUUGUUUGUCGUAUCAGCAUGCACCCCAACAGAUAGCAGUUCUGAGACUGAGAAGCACGAGUUUUAUCAAGAUCUCUCACGACUGCUUCGGUCGGCAAGAAGGACGGAUAUACUGAUCAUGGUGGGUGAUAUGAAUGCCCGAUUUGGACGACUAAUUCCGGAAGAAGCACAGUUAGGUGGUGGAUUUGAAGUCGAUGCUGAGCUUACGGAUAAUGGAUAG